Molecule: messenger RNA, 1212 nt
Organism: Closterium sp. Naga37s-1
Lineage: Eukaryota; Viridiplantae; Streptophyta; Zygnematophyceae; Desmidiales; Closteriaceae
Source: the annotation of a GenBank genome assembly
AUGGAGUCGCUGCCCCCGGACGUGGUCUACACCGUGCUCCGCCUCGCGCAGCCCGCGGGGCUGCAGAUCGCGCGGCUCGCGUGCGUGUCGACGGGGUUUGCGCGGAUGGCGAAGGAGCAUCUCUGGAGGUGGCACUGCCGCGACCAACUCGCCUUCGACGCAUCCCCGAGCGACGCGCAACGCUCCGACUCCGAGACUGUACCUGAUGCUGCUGAUGCCAACGCCGUUGAUGACAAAGCCGCUGCUAACAGGGUCAGCGGUGAAGAUCCGAACUUUAGUCGCCAACUGCUGGAUCGCAUGCUGCGUAGCAUGGAGAACGAAGAAACUCUCAGCCUGGCGAAGCUCGUGAACGUGUGUCCGGGCGUGCGACCCGCGCUGCAGCGAGGCAGGGUGUACAAGGCGAUGAACUGCGGGUGCAGCGACCGCAGCGAGUGCGCGUGCUGGGAGCCUCUGGCCAGUCCGGAAGGCUAUUCCAGCGCGCCCCACAGCCACGGCCUCAGCAAGUUCGAGAUCAUGGCUGUCAACCGCACCGGCGCUCCAACGGGCCAUCUGUACGGCCUGCGACGCCUUGGGCAUGACGACUUGGCAGCGAGCAGCUCAGGGGUGGCGGAAGUGGAGGUGCAGAUUGGUGUUGCAGCCACGCACGAGCGCAUGGAGGGCAAUCACAGUGACCACGGCAGCGAGGACGAUGAGGAGGUGGAGGAGGAUAGGGAAGUGUUGGACGAGGUGUUGGAGAGGGUGGUGGAAGGGGUGGUGCAGGGGGUGAUGGGGGUGUUGCAGGAGGAAGAAGCUGCUGACAUCGCUGAGCCUGGCACUCCCACUAGCGGAGCAGAAGCAGCUGCACGCACCGUCCCUGCUGCUGCUGCCGGGCCAGCUGCGACACAUGAGCAUGUACAGGCAGUUGUGGUGGAGCCUGCUGCCCCUACCAGUGGUGCUACCUCGGCUGCAGCAGCAGACUCUGCCAGUCCGCUCACGGCAACAGCCGCUCCUCAUGGACAAAUCCAUUCCCUUGGGUGUGGCGUGUCUUGCCCUUACACCUCUCCCCCCGCCCCGCCUGCCUCUCCCUGCACGUUCCAUCCAGCCAAGGACGGCUCUGCUGCUGCCCCUCUCAGCACCAUGGUUGAUGCCCUGUCUCUGAACGCACAUGCAGCAGCACCACCAUGCUCUGCGUCUUCUGCACCUGCAAGCAACGCCACAGCUCCUGAGGAGUAA